AUGCCUGCAGCCAUCAAAGUAACUUUGGAUGACACACCGACAGAUACCACCACCCUGGAUGGGACAUUACCAGAAUGGGAGAAAACUAGCAGGGAUACGCAGACGCUUUGUUUUAGCAAGACGCCACAAGACCCUGGGAAGAAUUUUCCUCACACCAAACAAGUUGGGACUUACCUGGUGGGCAAAAUGAUCAACAAAGGCUCCUUUGCCAAGGUGAUGGAGGGACUACACAUCUCCACAGGGGAAAAGGUGGCCAUAAAAGUCAUUGACAAGAAAAAAGCCAAGGAGGAUUCCUACGUUUUAAAAAAUAUGAAACGAGAGCCCCGGAUACACCAGAUGAUUAAGCAUCCUAAUAUUGUUCAGCUAUAUGAGACAUUGGAGACUGAAAACUCCUAUUACAUGGUGAUGGAACUGUGCCUAGGUGGAGACCUCAUGGACAGAAUCUGUGACAAAAAGAAACUGGAAGAAAGGGAAGUAAGGGAAUAUACCAGGCAGAUCAUGUCUGCAGUUGACCAUCUGCAUCGCCAUGGGAUUGUCCACAGAGACCUGAAAAUUGAGAAUUUUCUUCUGGAUGAAAAUAACAACAUCAAAAUUGUUGAUUUUGGACUGAGCAAUACUAUGAAAUUUGAGGGUCUCUCUCAGGAGCUAUUGAAUACCCAGUGUGGAAGCCCAGCUUAUGCUGCCCCAGAACUCCUAGCUCAUAAGAAAUAUGGUCCAAAGGUGGAUGUCUGGUCCAUAGGAGUUAGCAUAUUUGCUAUGCUAACUGGCACAUUGCCUUUCAUCGUGGAACCAUUCAACAUCAAGCAACUACAUCAAAAGAUGGUCAAUGGAGAGAUCAGUCCCAUUCCAACUGAUAUGUCUUCAGGAGCUGAACACUUUGUGCAUUACCUACUUGAGCCUGAUCCUGCUAAGCGGCCUACUGUUAAAGAUGCCAUGAAAGACAAAUGGCUGAAUGAAGUAUUCAUCAGGAAACCACUGAACUUUACUACAUAUAAAAAUAGACUGUGUCCUGAUGAACUGAACCCUGUUGUUCUAAACUAUAUGACAGAAACAAUGGAGCUCAGGCUUUCAGAAGUUAUCAAUGUUUUGAUAAACAACAAGCCAUCUUCUAUCAUGGCUUCUUAUUGCUUAUUACUGAAGAAGUUAGUCAAGUAUCAAAAAGAAAAUGAAACAAUGAAGAGGGAAAAUGUAACAGAAAAAUGUGAUGGUAAACCUCCGACAAACUUGAAUCAGGAUGCAGAUAUUCAGAUUUCCCAAAAAGCUGAACUGGUCAAAACAGAAAACCUCAAUAAUUAUGACAAUCAGACAUUUCCUUCUGCACUAACCCCAGCAGUCCCAGAUGCCAUUCAAGAAGAUGAAAUUGCAAUUACUUUGGAAAACCAAGAACAUUUGCCAGAAGUUUCCAAUUUUGCAGAUAGAGAAUGGGUUCAUCUUGAACUUCCUAAAUCACCAGAUAAAAAUAUUUCAAAUGAGCCAAUGAAUCAACCACUUUUGGAUCUGUCCGAGACUGAGGAUUAUUAUAAAGACUUAGCUGAAGUGAGAAAAUCGUAUCUUCAUGAGAAACCCUCUGCUAUAUCAGCAAAUAACCCAACACAUUCUGCAGACCACCAGCCUCAAAGAUCUGCAAUGUCAUGUACAAGCAAAGUAACCCCACGGUUUCUAAUAGAAAAUAGAACCAUAGACCACAGUCCUAUGCCUCAUCAGGACACAAGAUUUAAAGACCUUCUCAAACCAAUGGAUGAAAAUAUACCAACCCCAACAUGGCUGCACUCAGAAAGGGAAAGUCCUAAUCUGGUAAUGAUGGAAAUGCCACAACUUUCUCCUUUGCCCAGGCUGAGACAAGCUGCUUUGAGAGACACCAUAGCUAAAAAGAUUUCAUGGAUGGGAACAUCAAAGCAACAAACUAGUGACUCUCCUCCACAUUUAGUUAGUGGCUCAAGACCACCAAUUUUCCCUAUGCCCCAACAACAAACACAUAUGGUGAAAUGUUUGAGGCAAUCUAAAGAAAACCCGAGAACCUUUUUCAAUAAUAACAUGAAGAUUAAGAGAAACUUAGUCCAACUCAAGCAUACCCAUAAAGUUACAGACCUGAGUCUUCCAUUAUUAUCUCCACCGUACCAAACCAGGUCAGGGAAAAAGUCUGAGAUUUUAAGGUUAGAUUUUGCAUAAAUAUAGUGCACAGCAAUAUAAGAAAAAAAGGGAGGAGGGGUGUGAAAGAUAGAGAAAAUAAUACUAUCUACAAAGUAUAAGGCUGAUAGCUUUUAGCUGAAUACCAUGAUGUUAUAAGUCUGUGUAAUGUAUAUGCAAUAUUUGAGGUUUCAAGAAGACGACUCACAAUAAUAGUUGUGAAUUUGUAUAUCUAUGUACAUGAAUCAACACACUAUUUGCAGCCGAACUGAAGAUCACUGUGUUAGCGCAAAAGAUCCAGAAAAUAAAACUGACUAAUCCAUUUUGAUUGUCCUAGCUAAAUAAGGAGGAAAAUGUAAACAAAUUGUUAUAAUGAUGGAAAACAAGAUUUUAAAAAUCCUCUUUGUGUUUUAACAAACAAUGGUGUUAGUAAGACAGGUCAGGAAUUUUUUCAUAUUUGCUAUAUGAAUUUUAACAAGACAGUGGCACAUUAACCCAUCAAUGGUCCAAAAGAAAGAGGACCAAAUUUGGCAUCCAACUUAACUGAUUAAUUAAUUAAUUAGAGAUGCACACAAAGUCAAUUUUUUCCCUUAUAUUUUAAAUUCCAAUGAUUCAUCCUCAUUGUUUAUAUUUCCUUUUUCUAAUUACUAGACUUUGGGCCUAAUUCUCGUCUUAUCCCAAUAUAAACUCUUUAAUUUCAGUGGAGUUACUCCUCAUUGAAACUUACGUGAGCACAAGGAGAAUCAAGUUUUGUGCUUGAAGCUUUGAAAUGUCCACUGUAUUUUAAAUGUAUUUUGCAUCAUGUUGAAAUUUGCUCUCCCACAUUUCUACCAACAUGACUACAAACAGAGAAUAUACUGGGAAGGUCUCUGGAGGGGAUAAAGAAUAAGUUUAAAUGUGAAAAAUCAGAAUAAAUUUAAUUCAAUACCAGUAUGUAUUGUGUGUAAG
Molecule: messenger RNA, 3075 nt
Organism: Pelodiscus sinensis (Chinese soft-shelled turtle)
Lineage: Eukaryota; Metazoa; Chordata; Testudines; Trionychidae
Product: serine/threonine-protein kinase MARK1-like
Biological process (GO): intracellular signal transduction; protein phosphorylation
Cellular component (GO): cytoplasm
Molecular function (GO): protein serine/threonine kinase activity; ATP binding
Source: RefSeq, a predicted model, not a curated record